AUUUCCAAAACCUCAGUGUACUCGUCUCGUGUUCUCUGCCAAGUCAAGAAGACUCGACGGAGAGGAGGAAGUGGAGAGGAGACUGAUCCAGAGCUGAGAGUCUCCAUCUCCGUCCCCGUCCCCGUCCCCGUCCCAUUCGCAUUCGAAAGUUCACAGACGAGAGAUUGGCAGUCGGACUCAAAACUCAAAAGGCAAGCGGCGCAAAGCCCCUCUUCAGGACUUCCUGAAUUAAGCUUGAAGACAACCGCCAGUGGCCUUUUCCAUACCUGGGAUUGCAGUUUUGGCAUUUCAGGUUUAUCCAUUAUCAUUAACCUGGGUGACUACACUGUUUUGGAAUUUGGGUACUUGAUGGGUUCUAUGACGAGUAUGGCAGCGAGAGGCCUGAAGAUUUGGGCGGCAGCUGAGGACUUAGCAAGCAAUAGGGGAUAUGUACUGUCUCUCUACCGACAACUAUUGCGCAGUCUGAACUCUCCAAGUUUGCCUCUGAAUUUAGCUGCAAGACUGGCAAAGAAGGCUGAGGUUCGUGCCAUCUUCAUCCUGGGAUCCGAGGAGAGAUCCGUUCACAAUAUCAAGGACCUCACUGAUACAGCUGAAUAUGCUCUUGGUGUGCUGAGGAAGGGGGAAAUCCCAAAGUACAUUCAGUGAUCCAUCGAACACCGACGCACUUGAUUC
This is a messenger RNA of Linum tenue, 672 nucleotides long. NCBI's taxonomy places the organism in Eukaryota, Viridiplantae, Streptophyta, Magnoliopsida, Malpighiales, Linaceae. The record is from the annotation of a GenBank genome assembly.